GAAAGCACCCGUCAGGACCCGGAAGCCGUCCGAAGUGACUGCGGCCAUGGAAGGCGUGGGGCAGCAGUGGGUGCUGGUGGAGAUGGUCCAGGCCUUUUACGAGGCUCCAACUUACCACCUUAUUUUGGAAGGUAUUCUAAUCCUUUGGAUAAUCAGACUACUUUUUUCCAAAACAUACAAGCUUCAGGAACGAUCUGAUCUUACACCAAAGGAAAAAGAAGAAUUGAUUGAAGAAUGGCAGCCAGAACCUCUUGUUCCUCCUGUAUCAAAAGACCAUCCAGCUCUCAACUAUAAUGUUGUUUCAGGGCCCCCAAGUCAUAACAUUAUUGUGAAUGGCAAAGAAUGCAUAAACUUUGCAUCGUUUAAUUUCCUUGGACUUCUGGAUAAUGAAAGGAUUAAGAAUGCAGCCCGAGCUUCUGUGACAAAAUAUGGUGUUGGAACCUGUGGGCCUAGAGGAUUUUAUGGGACUUUUGAUGUACAUUUAGAAUUGGAGGAGCGAAUUGCCAAAUUUAUGAAGACUGAAGAAGCUAUCAUAUAUUCAUAUGGAUUUGCUACCAUUGCCAGUGCUAUCCCUGCCUAUUCAAAACGAGGAGACAUUAUAUUUGUUGAUGAAGCAGCUUGUUUUGCUAUUCAGAAAGGAUUACAGGCAUCCAGAAGUAACAUUAAGCUUUUUAAGCAUAAUGAUAUGGCUGACCUUGAACGUCUACUGAAAGAGCAAGAGAUUGAAGAUCAAAAGAAUCCUCGAAAAGCCCGUGUAACCCGAAGGUUUAUUGUGGUUGAGGGUUUGUAUAUUAAUACUGGAAACAUUUGCCAUCUACCAGAGUUGGUAAAAUUAAAAUACAAAUACAAAGUGCGGAUCUUUUUGGAAGAAAGUCUUUCCUUUGGAGUACUGGGAGAACAUGGACGAGGUGUCACAGAACAUUUUGGAAUAAACAUAGAUGAUAUUGAUCUUAUAAGUGCAAACAUGGAAAACUCACUUGCCUCGGUUGGAGGAUUUUGCUGUGGAAGAUCCUUUGUUAUUGAUCACCAGAGAUUGUCAGGGCAAGGUUACUGCUUUUCAGCCUCUUUGCCUCCCCUCCUAGCUGCUGCUGCUAUUGAAGCCCUAAAUAUAAUGGAAGAAAAUCCAGGCAUCUUCCAUAUUUUACAACAAAAAUGCAAGAAAAUGCAUAAGGCUUUACAAGGGAUUCCUGGUCUACGAGUGGCAGGUCAGUCACUUUCUCCAGCAUUACACCUCCAGUUAGAAGAGAGCACUGGAACUCGAGACAGUGACAUGAGGCUGCUGAAGGAAAUGGUGGAUUAUUGUAUGAAUAGAGGUAUUGCAUUAACUCAGGCCCGCUAUCUGGAGAAAGAAGAAAAAUGUCUUUCACCACCUAGCAUUCGUGUUGUUGUGACAGUAGAACAAACGGAUCUAGAAUUGGACAAAGCUGCCUCACUUAUCAGAGAAGCUGCAGAAGCUGUACUGAAUUAAGAUCUGUGCUCUUGGAUAUUUGUUCUUCACACAUAGUUGGGAUACCUAUUUUCUACUCCGACGGGUUGGCUUUCACUCCAGAGGGUCAAGUUUAUUGAUUUAUCAGCUGAUGGAACUGAAAGCUUGACUUUUACUGAGUUAUUCCUGAACAAAUAAAAUGUCUUGAAUAUGGAAGUACUGAACACUCACUGUAUGUACAUAACUCACUUCUGUUUUUCAGUACUGUUUAGAUUGUGGGUUAUUGUUACAGUAGUUUUUUACAUUGAUUUAAAUUUUGUUCUUGAAGGGUACAGUUUCCAGUUCCUUUCCUAGUUCUAUGAAUAUGUAAAAAGAAAAACAAGCUAUUUUGAGAGUUCAUGUUUAAUGCUUCUGAGCAUGGAAAGAAUGCAGAAACAGACAUUUGCAGAAUAAUCUUUAUUCAACUAUUCUUAAUAAAGUGCAUUGUUUAAAAAUAAUCUUUUCCCAAAAAUGUUCCUAUUCUCUUGGUCAGAUUGGGUAGUUAAAUGGAAUCAAUCUUUUAAGCUAUGAGCUUAAAUAGCUUUUAUUAUAUGACAUAUUACUAAUUUUUUCUAACUUAUCUAAUAUUGUUAUGGCUUUUUCAGAAGAAGCAGGUUUCUAAUUUGUCAAAUCUCCAUAGUGUCUCCUCUCAUAACAAAGGCAUUAAUGUUGUAUUGCUAGACAUAUGGAUAGAUUUUUCUAUAUCCAUGUAUUUAUCUUGUACUCUGGUGCCCUAACCCAUGGGUGCAAUGUAGACCUGAAACUUCUGACAUACUCAUUUCAGUGUAGUCGGCAACACUGUGCACACACAAAGAUAUAUGCGCAGAGCUGCUCCAUCCUAUGAACUGGAUGCAAGAGUCUGCAUACAUAACCUCUGUGGGCCUGACACACUUAGAUCUGGCUCAGGUAAUCUUCAACCUGGAGAAUAAAUACCGAGCCUUUACCGUAAUCUAAUAGGGCCAUAAAUUGUUGGCAAAAUAAAUUUUGUCUUGUUCUCGAUAUUGUAUACUGUAAAAUGCUCCAAAAAUAUUAAAUUUGAACAUUUAAGUGUUUGCAUAUGACCUCUACUGAGGUCUGUGAUCAAACAUUUUCUGCCAAGAACAGAUAUAGAAAUAGUAGUUCUUAUUAAAGAAAUUAUGAUACACCCAAAUUCUUUGCUGUUGUUCAAGGAAUAUGAAUCCUCACAAUAAGUAUUCUGAACUUCUGACAGACUAAUUCUAAGACUCUGUAUUAUCUGGGUUGUUUCUACACUUCUGUGCCUUUUUGGUUGCUGCUACGUGGAUUCUAGUACUAUAUUUGAGACAUAUUUUUUUAAAUAAAAGCAUUUAUUUGA
This is a messenger RNA of Sphaerodactylus townsendi, 2798 nucleotides long. It is a transcript of the gene SPTLC1, whose product is annotated as serine palmitoyltransferase long chain base subunit 1. Bases 47 to 1468 code for a protein of 473 amino acids. Gene Ontology annotation, cellular component: endoplasmic reticulum. The transcript has 15 exons. The record is from RefSeq and is a predicted model, not a curated record. Gene Ontology annotation, molecular function: serine C-palmitoyltransferase activity; pyridoxal phosphate binding. Gene Ontology annotation, biological process: sphingosine biosynthetic process; ceramide biosynthetic process. NCBI's taxonomy places the organism in Eukaryota, Metazoa, Chordata, Lepidosauria, Squamata, Sphaerodactylidae.